AUGGCUGUGGCUGAGGUCCUGCUGCAUGGGAGGUUCACUGUCCUGAAACUCUGGCUGGGAGUGGGUCUCUUCCUUUCUGGAUGGCUCCACAUUGGGCACUCUCAACAACACAAGCACUCGGAAGUGGUAAUACCCUUGAGGUUAACCGGCACUGGGAAAGGUAUGAAGACUCCAGGCUGGCUCUCCUAUAGCCUGCACAUUGAGGGGCAGAGACACAUUAUCCACAUGAAGGUCAGAAAGCUUUUGGCAUCCAGACACUUCCCCGUGUUCACCUACACAGACGAGGGAGCUCUCCAUGAAGAUCAGCCUUUUAUCCAGGAUGACUGCCACUAUCAGGGUUAUGUGGAAGGACAGCCAGAAUCCACUGUUGCUCUUAGCUCCUGUUUCGGGGGCUUGCAAGGAAUGCUACAGAUAAAUGGCAUUGUGUAUGAAAUCAAGCCCAUAAAGUUUUCUACCACACAUGAACAUCUGAUUCAUAGACGACAUUACAAUGAGACAGAAUUCCAGUCUACAGAAUGGCAAUCAGCAGAAGAGAUAGCAGAGCAACUAGGGUUUCAAGACAGUAAGAAUCGCCCUCUUAUGCAAGAAAGCUAUGAGUGGACGUGGACCCACAGAUGGAAUGUGGAAUAUGCAGUGAUUCAAGACCAUCCACGGUUCCUUUUCCGGAAUGGCAAUAUCACAUGGAUGAUACAGGAUGCAUUUGUCGUGAUGAAUGAAGUAAAUUCCAUUUAUAGUAAAAUUGAUGUGUUUAUUGCUUUAGUUGGAUUGGAGAUUUGGAAUGAAGAAAACUACCUGUCAAAUUACACAGAUAUUACUAGAAUACUAAAUGAUUUUUGCGAUUGGAAGAUGGCGUAUUUGGAUGGCCGAAUGCCGAAUGAUGUUGCACAUAUUUGGGUGUAUUUUCAGAGUCAUCAGACAGCCGGGUCAAAGAUAGGAAGUGUAUGCAAACAGAAUAGCUGUGGAGCCGUUAACUUUUUAUUAGAUGAUAACUUAUUUGAAUUUGUACUUUUGGUGGCACAUGAGAUGGGUCAUAAUUUGAAUAUGUAUCAUGAUUACGGGACAUGUACAUGUGGGGCGCCCACUUGUAUAAUGUCUGAAGGUGUAGCUCUGUCAGAAGUAUUUAGCAACUGCAGUAUUCAUAAUUUUUUCAUAAUUGUGCAAAGAACAACCUGUAUGCGCGACACACCAAAUCGCGCGAGAUACAUAUGUGGGGACGGUCUGAUUGAUGGAAACGAGCAGUGUGACUGUGGAACCUAUAAGCAGUGUGAAAAAGAUGCCUGUUGUUUUGCAAACUGUACUCUGAAACCUGGGGCUGUCUGUGCUUCUGGGCUUUGUUGCAAGGACUGCCAGUUCAGGGAAAUAGGGGAAUUGUGUAGAGAACAGGAAAAUGAAUGUGAUCUUCCAGAGUGGUGCAACGGAACAUCACAGGAGUGUCCAGAAGAUGUCUACGUGCGAAAUGGACAGACUUGCAUGGAAACUAGCCAAUGCUACAACAAAAUAUGCCCUUCCCGGGAGAUGCAGUGCAAACAAAUUUUUGGCGAGGAAGCCAUGAAUGCAAAGGAGCUGUGCUACAGUGAAAUGAAUACCCGCGGUGAUCGUUUUGGUAAUUGUGGUAAUGAUACCGUAUCAUAUACAGCAUGUAAUACUACAGAUGUUAUGUGUGGGAGAAUUCAGUGUGACGGUGUGAGAAGAAUCAGCAUUAACGAAGACCAUACUUCCGUGCAUUGGGUUAACAUCAAUGGCACUUCUUGUUGGGGCACUGACUACCACUUCGGGAUGACCAUAGCUGACAUUGGUGAUGUGAAAGACGGUACACAGUGUAAUGAAAACUCUGUAUGUGUCAACAGGAAGUGCGCCGUUGUGGUACCUCCACUAUAUACUUGUUCACCUAAAUUCUGCCAUGAGCAUGGAGUCUGUAACAGCAAAGACCACUGCCACUGUGACUCUAAGUGGGCCCCACCCACCUGUGAACUAGAAGGUGUAGGAGGUAGUAUUGACAGUGGACCCCCUGGUAUAAAAAAAAAAAAACAAAAGCAACAAAGAAGCAUCCUUUAUAUCUGGCUACUUAUUUUGUUGAUUUUAUUAUUGCUUUUGCUUUUAUGUUUGUUCUGUUUCCUUUGCAAGAAGAGGAAAUCCUCUGAGGAAAAAGAGAAAACUGCUCCUCCACCCCAGGGAACACCUGGACCUGCCCCUCCACCCCAGGGAACACCUGGACCUGCUCCUCCACCCCCGGGAAAGCCUGGAGCUGCAGCUCCACCCCCAGGAGGGCCAGGUGCUGGACCACCACCCAAGGCAGAGAAGAGUGCUGCACCACCACCCAAGCCUGCCCAGAGUGCUUCAGCUCCCCCCAAGGCUGGGCAGAGUCCGACAGCUCCACCCAAGUGA
Lepus europaeus (European hare) is the source of this 2385-nucleotide messenger RNA. RefSeq names its product disintegrin and metalloproteinase domain-containing protein 20-like. The record is from RefSeq and is a predicted model, not a curated record. Lineage: Eukaryota; Metazoa; Chordata; Mammalia; Lagomorpha; Leporidae. Bases 1 to 2385 code for a protein of 794 amino acids. Gene Ontology annotation, molecular function: metalloendopeptidase activity. Gene Ontology annotation, cellular component: plasma membrane; sperm head plasma membrane; external side of plasma membrane. The transcript has a single exon. Gene Ontology annotation, biological process: male gonad development; proteolysis.